Messenger RNA from Rotaria sp. Silwood2, 251 nucleotides. NCBI's taxonomy places the organism in Eukaryota, Metazoa, Rotifera, Eurotatoria, Philodinida, Philodinidae. The record is from the annotation of a GenBank genome assembly.
AUGAUAUCACGUUUUGUAUUAUUUAGUCCUAUCAUUACUUCAUUAACACAUAAUCCAUCUAAAGAAAUCAAUUUGAAACCACGUCAAUACAGAAAAUUAAAAAAACUGUCAUUUACAUCACUUGAUUGGUCUAUAUUAACAGCACUUGAAAAUGUUCUUGAACCAUUUAAUCAUUCAACAAAAAUGUUUUCAAGUCGUCGACGACCAACUUUAUCCAUCAAUCAAUCUUUUAUCCAUGCCCUACGAACUUU